Messenger RNA from Entamoeba invadens IP1, 1608 nucleotides. RefSeq lists its product as hypothetical. Gene Ontology annotation, biological process: tRNA splicing, via endonucleolytic cleavage and ligation. Gene Ontology annotation, molecular function: RNA ligase (ATP) activity. Lineage: Eukaryota; Evosea; Mastigamoebida; Endamoebidae. Gene Ontology annotation, cellular component: nucleus; tRNA-splicing ligase complex. The record is from RefSeq and is a predicted model, not a curated record. The transcript has a single exon. Bases 1 to 1608 code for a protein of 535 amino acids.
AUGUCGAAAAGUACACGUUACUCGAAGAAGAACAAGGGAAAAAAGUUACAGAGAGCACAAGAGGAAAAAGUCCAGGUCGAUGUGAAGCCGAAAGAAAUUGAGACAUUCGAUUUUUGUGGGUUUAAAGUGCCAAAGAAAUAUGAAGGAAAGUUGGAGAGGAAGCCGAGCGAGUUGGUCAUUAAAAAGGAUUUUGUGGAAGGAAUGAAACAAGACGCAAAAAUAUACUGUAAUGACGACUUGCUUGAACUGCUUGCUGGAGAACUUUGCAAUGAUGCCUUGAACAACUUCCCUUCAUGCGUCAGACAGACAGCAAAUGUUGCAACACUUCCGGGGAUUGUGGGAUCUAUGGCGAUGCCAGACGCACAUAGUGGUUAUGGAUUUUCGAUUGGAGGCGUUGCUGCUAUGCGUCUUGAUGAACCUGAGGCAGUCAUCUGCCCGGGUGGUGUUGGUUUUGAUAUCAACUGUGGUGUCCGCCUCAUCCGCACCAAUUUGACCAAAAGAGACAUUGAACCACACAAAGUUCGGUUGGCUGAUGCGCUUUUUAAGAAAGUUCCGAGUGGUGUUGGCACUAAGGCAUCGAUUGAUUUUAAGGAAGAAGAUUUUGACAAGUUGUUAACUGGAGGAUUGGAGUAUAUGGUGGAGCAAGGAUAUGCCUGGGAAGAGGAUUUAAAGCACUGUGAGGAAGGUGGGAAGAUUGCAGGUGCCGACCCAUCAUUAGUUUCGAAAGUGGCAAAGAGUAGAGGACAUCAACAAGUUGGAACACUUGGGAGUGGAAAUCACUACUUGGAGGUGCAGACUGUCGAUGAGAUUUUUGACGCCGAAGCUGCAAAAGCAAUGGGAAUUACAGAAGUUGGGCAAGUCUGUGUUAUGGUCCAUUGUGGGAGCAGAGGACUUGGGCAUCAAGUAUGUCAAGACUAUGUUGCAAUCUCAAUGAAGAAGGGGCAUAGUAAUCCUGUUGAUAAGCAAUUGACUGGGGUUCCUUUCAACAGUGAAGAUGGACAAAAAUAUUUCAGCGCGAUGAACUGCUGCGCCAACUUUGCAUUUGCGAAUAGAGGAAUGAUCACAUAUCAAAUCAGAGAAGCGUUUGAGAACAUCAUGGGUAUAAAAGCCAAAAAAAUGGGAAUGGGGUUAGUGUAUGAUGUGUGUCAUAACAUUGCAAAAGUCGAGGAGCAUGAAAUCGAGGGCAAAAAAGUUAAGUGCGUCAUUCACAGAAAAGGAGCAACUCGAGCCUUUCCACCAAACCACCCCGUCCUUCCUGAAGACUACAAGAUGAUUGGGCAACCAGCAAUAAUCGGAGGGAGUAUGGGAACAUGUUCAUAUGUUUUGGUUGGUACACAGAAAGGGAUGGAGAACUCAUUUGGGAGUACGUGUCAUGGAGCUGGGAGAAGAAUGAGCCGAGUUGGUGCGAUGAAAACAGUCACAUCAAACGAAGUCAUCAAAAGAAUGAAAGAAAUGGGCAUUGAGUUGAGAAUCACCGACCCCAAGUUGGCUGCCGAAGAGGCCGACGAGGCUUACAAAGACGUCACUGAAGUUGUGGAGACAUGCCAAGCCGCAGGAAUUUCAAAAAUUGUCAUGAGACUUAAACCAAUGAUAGUCGUUAAAGGAUAA